Molecule: messenger RNA, 1463 nt
Organism: Neodiprion virginianus
Lineage: Eukaryota; Metazoa; Arthropoda; Insecta; Hymenoptera; Diprionidae
Exons: 6
Coding region: 497-1354 (285 amino acids)
Source: RefSeq, a predicted model, not a curated record
CGCCGAGUGCGACUUAGUUUACGAGCGACGACGCGUCCCGACGCCCCCGCGGAGAGAUCGUUCGUUUUUUUUUCAGAAAUCGCACCGUCGCAUUCGUAUAACGUGAAAGUUGCAAACACCGUGACAUCGAACCCCCCAUCUCGAGGCGGCUGACCCUCGAACGAGGGAAGACUGGCCCUCGAUUUCGGAUGUGGAAGUAGUUAUUAUUUCGGAACUCGAAUUCGCACUAAACCUAUUCCGCACGCCCGCGUCCCCCUCCAACCCCACAACCCCACCACGCAAAAUCAAAAUCCCGGUUAUUUUGCGGCCUACGCAAUUAGUGACUAUUAUUUUCACCUUCGCCACUGCUGCUGCUGCAUGGUCCCGCCGGAGUUCGUCGAACCAACGACACUAACCAAGUGGUGACAAUGAUUCUGUGAUCGGAUCUCUAUAAACAUACUAAAUAAAAAAAAAAAAAAAAAAAAAAAAAUAAUAAUCAAACAAAAAUACGAAAACCAUGAAAAGUCUCGCGGCUCUCCGAAGAUUUCAACUCUUCUACGCGCCGUUGUUCCUACUUUCGGCUGCUACGGGAGUGCGAGGCUUGCGAGACGUAUCGAUAAAAAUACCUCUAGCGGUCGCACCUGGCUCCACGGUUACUAUGACCUGUCAGUAUGACCUAGAAGCGGAUCUACUCUAUACGGUCAAGUGGUACAAGGGGCGCAAAGAAUUCUUCAGAUAUGUCUUGAAGGAGCUGCCGCACACUAAAGUCUUUCCUCUUCCGGGUGUCAACGUCGACACCGCAUUGAGCGACUCGCAUCAUGUUGUCCUGCACGACGUACAGUCCGAUCUUACUGGCAAAUAUCGGUGUGAAGUUUCCGCUGAUGCACCGUCUUUUCACACGGAAAUGGUAUCCAGCUACAUGCACGUUGUCAACCUACCGGAGGGGGAUCCAGAGAUUCGCGUCGAGAAGAUGAAAUACGCUGUCGGUGACGUGGUGCGUGGCAACUGUACGUCGCCACCGGGGAAUCCCCCGGCCAACGUUACGUGGUCCGUAAACGGAUUACCGGUAAAUUCGAGUUACUCUCGUUCGUCGCCAUCUAAAGCGGAAAAUCCGCUGGUAUCGGUUGUUGCUGGACUGGACUUGGAAAUUGCCCCGGAUAGUUUCAACCACGGGAGACUCCACAUCACGUGUCGAGUCAACGUGUUUGAUUUGUAUACAGCUCAAUCCGAAAUAUUCGUAGAAGAGGAGCGCCCAAGAUUAGCAUCUGUUCUCGGAACUCGCGAAUCAUCCUACACCGGAAAGGCCGGACGAAGAGUUGAGCAGUGGAUUUUCAUGGUAGCAGUAACGAACCUACUGUUAUACAGCCUGAGAUAACACCAAAGAACGUUCAGUUGAUUUUACGCGUUUAAGUGUACUGGGAAUGAAGAAGUAAAUUGUUUGUAAAACUUUGAAAAUAAUUAAAAACCCUUUUGUUGAAACAUUA